AUGGAUAAAUCGACAUCUAGCACUCAAACUACCAUCCAUAAUCUUCACAAUUUAGAAACACAUUUAGAAUCUCUUAUUCAUAAUCUUCAUGAUCUUGGCAAAAUUAUUCAUGACUUUGAAAAUUCCAAAACAAAUGAAAUAAUAUUUAAUAGAAUAAAGAAUAUAAUCAAUAAUUAUAAAUCUCUUUAUACAAAUAAAGAUUUCAUUACAGAAAUAGUACCACGGGAUGUUAUUGAUUAUAUAGAAGAAGGAAGAAAUCCAGAUGUUUAUACUAGACAAUUUUGCGAACUGGUUCAAAAGGAUAAUCAAUAUGUCAAUGGGAAAUCUAUAGCUAUAACUGAUUUUCGUAAUAUUUUAGCCCAAGAUAUCAAAAAUAAUUUUCCAAACAUAGCAAAUGAAGUUGAAAAAAUAUUAAGAAAUACAAAUAAAAAUUAA
This is a messenger RNA of Pneumocystis murina B123, 435 nucleotides long. RefSeq lists its product as hypothetical. Bases 1 to 435 code for a protein of 144 amino acids. Lineage: Eukaryota; Fungi; Ascomycota; Pneumocystomycetes; Pneumocystales; Pneumocystaceae. Gene Ontology annotation, molecular function: transcription coregulator activity. Gene Ontology annotation, biological process: regulation of transcription by RNA polymerase II. The transcript has 4 exons. Gene Ontology annotation, cellular component: mediator complex. The record is from RefSeq and is a predicted model, not a curated record.